AUGUACGCCACCAAGUCCAUCAAGAUCGAAUCAGGGCUCGACGAUGCCGCCACCUCCAGCGAUACUGGCCGAUCGGGCUCGCCUCUACACCGUACCGCAGCCAGAGAGUUCUACGACACUCCAGAGCUCCGACAGAUUAUGCUAGGCCUUCUGAAGGGGAGAGAGCUGAAGCGGUUCAUGCGGGUGGAACGAAAGUGUAUGCACGAUGUCUCUAAAGAACUGUACCACACGAUGGACUACGCGCAUGUCCUCUUCAAGAUGACAACUGCCGCCUAUACAUGGGCACUUGAAGAUCUGACAUUCCUAGCCUCGGCAACGCACAUACUGCCACGCAGUCACCGUAAUCAACAUGGACUCCUCGCAAGUGCCGUCCGUGGUGUGGGAAACGCUCGGUCGGGCCGAUUUCAGCUUAAGGCGCAACGAAGCCUGGGCAGCUCGGUACCAGCCAGCUCGCAUCACAGAGCUCGUCAAGAUCCUCUCAAGCAAUGCCCCAGGUUGCGGACCCUCCAUUAUACUGCCCAGAGGUCGGACCUGCAACCCGGUAGGCGGGUGACGAUUUGCACGCUUCGUCUGCAAGUAGGGUCGAGCUCGCAAGUGGACAGCUAUACUGGACAGUUGGACGUUAUUCAGACGUUCAUCAACAACCGUUGCGAGCCAAUCAGGAAAUUGCGGCAUCUCGCCCUACCGUCGCCCUCCUACACCAUUCGCCAGCUCGUCGACCUGAAGGUCCGACGCUCCGCGCACUGCACAGACUCCGAACAAGAAGACUUGAAGAAAGCUGUAAGAGCCCAACCUUUCUGUACCUUCAUUCGAACCAUCUCUACAGAAGAUCUUCCAGUCGACCUCGACGAUUUCACGUCCAUCCACAUCGAGCAGCACAGACACGGCGGUGUAGGCUCAUUGUCAAAGAUAGCCGCUUCUGCUAUCAAUUCAUGGACUCUGGGCGACUUCGACCGUCUCGCACAAGCGGCUCGUACCUCACUCGUCUCACUCGACCUCACACUAUCACGGUACUGCGCCAAAAGGGUCAACAUCUCGUUCAAGGAUGCCCUCUCCGUCUGCAUCAAGACGCAAAGCCACCUCCCGAAUCUGCGGAAACUCAGCAUAUCGAUCAAACCGCUGGAGAACGCCGAGUCGUGGAUCGAAACCGAGGGUAUGCUCAGCGAGAAGACUCUGGAGCUGGUCGGCUCGUUGACGCAUCUGCGACUGCAAAGCGGACAGUGCGACACAUCCAUGUUCAAUAUCCUCCGCGUACUUGGGGUGUUCUGCGCGGCCGGCUGCCAGGCCAUUGUCGAUCACGAAGACCGAUGGGGUCCAAGGCAUCCUUGGUCUGAAAAGCGGCAAGUGCAGUAUCAGAAAUACCUGAAGAGACAAACCCCCGAUCGCUGCGCCCAUCUUGGCCCAGCGAAUUUUCCAUCACUGGGCUAUACUCGUCCAUCUCGCCUCAAGAAUCUUUCCUACAGCUCGGACGGCUGCCCGCAACAUCAGUGGGGGUCCCUCGGCCACGAGUGGAAUCAUUGGUUGGAUAGACCUCGUCAAUACAGACAGUACAAUCACUGUCGAGCAUCGCCCACCAGCUUCCGUGAAGGUUGCCUCGUAUCAGCCAUGACGGAUCUUCGCCAGAAUGUGGUUCGCCUAUGGUCGGCGGGCGAGACUACAAAGGCGAAUCUCCGCGAGUGGACCGGCGAGAUGCGAGAUUCUCUCAAGCGAGCACGUGGGGAAGCAGACAGGGCAAUGGAGGCGGUCGAGGAGGUGAAGAGCGUACUGACUUCAAUGGCGCAUGAGUUCAGCGUGCUAAGAGAAGAAGACUCGGAUGCGGCCUGGGAGGAUUUUAGUGAUGAGAGUAGCGACAGCGAUGACGAUCUGUAUCUGUAA
Messenger RNA from Dioszegia hungarica, 1875 nucleotides. RefSeq lists its product as uncharacterized. The record is from RefSeq and is a predicted model, not a curated record. The transcript has 3 exons. NCBI's taxonomy places the organism in Eukaryota, Fungi, Basidiomycota, Tremellomycetes, Tremellales, Bulleribasidiaceae. The coding region runs from base 1 to 1875 and encodes 624 amino acids.